AUGUCGGGCCUCUGGAACACCCUCACCGGAGGCAACAAGAAGCAGCAGCAGCAGCAGCAGCAAGAGCCGUCCGCGCCCGCCCCCAGCGCACCCCAGACAACCACCACCACCGCUCCUUCAUAUCCCUCGCCCUUCGAUGCUAGCCAACCUCAAGGCGUCGAGGCCUUCCUCGGCAGCUCCUCCUUCGCCGACCCCACACAACUACACCCCCUCGCCGGCCUCAACAAGGAAACACUAGAAUACAUCUCGCUCGAGGACACCCCUCUGCCCGACGCCGCCGCCGGCUCAGCCCUGCCCUCGCGCGGCUUCACCGACGACCUCUGCUACGGAACCGGCAUUACCUACCUGACGGCCCUCACUCUCGGAGGCGCAUGGGGGUUGAACGAGGGUCUCAAGAGAUCGGCCGGCCAGCCGCCCAAGCUGCGUCUCAACUCCGUCCUUAACGCUGUCACCCGUCGCGGCCCCUUCCUCGGCAACUCGGCCGGUGUCGUCGCCAUCUGCUACAACCUAGUCAACGCUAGCAUUGGUUAUGUGAGGGGCAAGCAUGAUGCCGCCAACACAAUCCUGGCCGGUGCGCUCAGUGGUAUGCUCUUCAAGAGCACCAAGGGUCUGAAGCCCAUGAUGAUCUCGGGAGGUGUCGUUGCGACGAUAGCCGGUGCUUGGGCGAUCACCAGGAGGACAUUCUUCCCCUCCCCCCAGACCAACGAGGUUGACUGA
Molecule: messenger RNA, 717 nt
Organism: Sordaria macrospora k-hell
Lineage: Eukaryota; Fungi; Ascomycota; Sordariomycetes; Sordariales; Sordariaceae
Biological process (GO): protein import into mitochondrial matrix
Cellular component (GO): TIM23 mitochondrial import inner membrane translocase complex; mitochondrial inner membrane
Molecular function (GO): transmembrane protein transporter activity
Source: RefSeq, a predicted model, not a curated record